Raphanus sativus (radish) is the source of this 755-nucleotide messenger RNA. RefSeq lists its product as uncharacterized. NCBI's taxonomy places the organism in Eukaryota, Viridiplantae, Streptophyta, Magnoliopsida, Brassicales, Brassicaceae. The record is from RefSeq and is a predicted model, not a curated record. Bases 134 to 550 code for a protein of 138 amino acids. The transcript has a single exon.
ACAGAUCUUACUAUUUUCCUUUUCAUAUCACAAAGCAAACUUGGCCUACUUACUCAAAUAAACAUCAAGAGAAAGAUUCUAAGAACACACCUAACCUAACCCAAGAAACUCAACCUUUUCUCACAAUACUACCAUGUUUAGAGCCAUGAGCACCAGAAAAAUCCACAGCGGCUACGAAAAACUCGUGGAAGAAGAACCAAUAUUGAAUAGUGUAGAUGGUAAUUCAAGAGACCCGGUUCAAGAGAUGAAGAAGACACCGACGGAGAAACGAAAGGGUGGUUCGGUUCAUCCUUUGCUAAGUUUAUUCAAUGUUCCUUUUCAGAGGAAGAAGAAGAAGAAGAAGAGUUUUGCGACGGAGAAACCAACCGGUGGUUCUGUUCAUCCUUUGCUAAGUUUAUUCAACGUACGUUUUCAGAGGAAAAAGAAGAAGACGACGAAGAAGAAGAGUUUGGAUACGGCGAAACCGGAGUUUGCAAGGUAUAUGGAGUAUGUGAAGGAAGGAGGUGUGUGGGAUCCGAAUUCUAAUGCACCUGCGAUUCAUUACAGAUAGAAUCGAUGAAGGAAGGAUGAUGAAUAAAGACGUUAUAUUGUUUUAUAUAUACGUAUGAGGAAAAAGAAGUGUCACUGUGAAGGAUCCAACAUGUAAUUCGGUUGUAAUUCUGUUGUUAAGAACCUUCGUGUCCUAUAUUAUGUUUCUAAAGAUAUUUUCAUUUUUUUGUGAUAUCUACAAACCUUUGCUUUAUCAAGUUUUUCUA